This is a messenger RNA of Xenopus tropicalis (tropical clawed frog), 6127 nucleotides long. It is a transcript of the gene rusc2, whose product is annotated as RUN and SH3 domain containing 2. NCBI's taxonomy places the organism in Eukaryota, Metazoa, Chordata, Amphibia, Anura, Pipidae. The transcript has 12 exons. The record is from RefSeq and is a predicted model, not a curated record. The coding region runs from base 212 to 4795 and encodes 1527 amino acids. Gene Ontology annotation, cellular component: cytoplasm.
UGCCGCUGUGGGCUCCGGGAGUGCUGACGUCAGGCCGCUGCACUGGCACAGGGGUGGGAUGGGGAGACGGUGCCAGGGAAUGUGAUGGGCACAGGGAUAGGGAGACGGUGCCAGGGAGGAGCCGCGGUACCCGGAGUGGAAGGUGGGACGCAGUAAGGACCCCCUGUUCGUCUCUUGCUGAUUUACCUAUGUCCUGAAGAAGCCCCCGACGAUGGCUAGCCCACCCAAGCUUGCUGGAGAAACCCUGAUUGUGCAUCACAUACCCCUGGUGCAUUGCCAAGUCCCAGAUAGACAGCGCUGCCCAACCUCUAAGAGAUCACACUCCUACGGGCAGAAUGACCUCGGCCUCACCAGAACCACCUCCCUCCCCGAGAGGGACCUCUCCCAAGCCGACUCCUUGGUGUACAGCAGCUUGAUUCAGGCUCCAGAACCUUCUGGUAAUGAGACGCGAAGCAAGAAGGAGGAGGACUGGCAAGGUCCUAGCGCCAGAAAACGGCACAACCCGUUUCUUCCCAGUGAGGAGGAAGAGGAGGACCUUAUAGUGAGUGGGGGUGAGACAUCAUUCCACCUUCAUAAUGCAUCCAGUGUCCCCAAGUCUUGCUUCCAGUUCAAGGAACCAGCCCUGCCGCCCUUCCACCUCCACGACGCGGCUCCCAUUGUGAAGCCUUGGAUUCUUACUGGUAGGUCAGGGCUGGUGGAUGGACAAGAGGAGAAGACCUCCCCCGAUGACCUUCAGAAAGGCAGCAACGGCAACCAAGGUCCAUCUGAAUUCAUCACUGAAGAACAUGUAUGGAACCAGCAUACGGUCCCUGCCUACACUCUGGACUGGAACCAGAGCUCGGUUUUGGGAAACCAAGACCUCCUGCAGAGCCGAGAAUGUAGUUGCAACGGUUCCGACACCCUGAGGCACUGCAGGUGCUACAGCGCUUCCAGUCAGUCAGAAAUGGACCAGCAGGUGAGUUACGUGAGCGACUCUUCGUGCAACAGUUCCGAUGGAAUUCUGGUGAACUUCAGCACCCUGUACAACAAGAUGAACGGACAACCCAGGUCCAACCUCAACUCUGGAAGCCUCUCCUGUGACUCCUCGUUCUGCAGCCACCCAGACACAGGAGCUUUUUAUCUUGACCUGCAAACAUCCCCCGCGGAAUCCAAAAUGUCAUGUGACUCGCACCUCCACGAAUGCUCUGGAAAGCAAUGCGGGUUCCACCACCACCCAUCUUCUCCGGUUCUGGACGCCAACUGCAACUCCUACCAUUUAAACUGCGACUUGAGGCAGUGUCCUGGGGAAAACUCAGAGCUGACCUCUUGCUUUCAGAGCCAAGCGCGGCUAGUGGUGGCCACCCAGAAUUACUACAAGCUGGUUACGUGUGAUUUGUCUUCUCAGUCCUCUCCAAGCCCAGCGGGAUCCUCCAUCACUAGUUGUUCGGAUGAACAGACUAAGGGCAGCCCAGUGCAGCCAACAGAAUAUUUCCUCUUCCAACAACCGGAUACAAAUCUAGAUACAGUUGAGCCUAAAGGGCCCAUAGAACGUUCCAAGUCGGACAUCAUUGAGGGGCAGGUCUACGUCAACGUAUCACCUCCAAACUUUACUACUGGGCGUCAGCGCUCACGCAGUUAUGACCGUAGCCUGGACAAGAGCCCGAGUACACGUCUGGGGUCACUGGAGCGUAUGUUAAGUUGCCCAGUUAAACUCAGCGAGGGGCAAGUUGGCCAAGCCCAGAGUUCAUCCCCCAAGAGGGUCACGUCCUUUCUGGAGUUGGCCAAGAGCAGGAAGAAGAAUGGCACCAGCCCACCUCUCAGAACCAGCGGGGAUUCCUCUUUGGAAUUUUCCCCUAUUCCGGAGUUCCACCGUGACGGCAAUGGGAUUACAGAGCAUGGAGAAUUCCGUAGCCACAGCCUCCCACCCAUGUCCUUCUUGCACUGUAGGAGCCGGACCUGUGAGGGGUGCACAGGGGACACCAGGGAGGCCAAAGCCACAAACUCCAACCAAAUGGGCGCGGCCCUCCAAACAUCGGGGCUUUGUGAUAUAGACGCCGACGAGGAUUUGCUCUGCGAUGGGAUGGAACCUGGUGGAUCCGGUCUGAGCUUCCUCCAGUUGGACCUCAGAGCCAAGGGAGAUGGGAUCGGGGCGGAGGCCAAGCCUGUUUUUCGCUACAGUAAGGACCAGCGUCCCACCACGUUACCAAUCCAGCCGUUUGUGUUCCAGCACCACUUUACCAAGCCAAAGACGCGGCCCCUGCACAGCCAUUUUACUUCCAGCCUGUCCCAACUCUAUGGUCUGUCUAGUGGGCGACCAUCAAACCAGCAGAUGGCGUCAGACUCUCAGUCUUCAGCCCCUGGGACACUGACCAGUCAGACAGAACCCCGGGUCAUUAGUCUACAAGGGCAACACAGCCAGGACAGACGGACAAGCAAAGAAGAAGAAACUAAGAACCCGGCUCCUGAUUCUACUCGCCCUUCUCCAUUGGGCAGCUACUCUCCAAUCAGGAGCAAUGCCACAUUUUUUCAGAGUAUGGACUCUGGUUCAUCAAGUUCUCCUUCUCCAGAGAAAGCCAAGGAGACUCAGCCACCUCGGAGCCGCUCUUGCCCAAUGUCAGCCAAUCUUCUCCCUUUUAGAGCAUCUCCUGCUCGAGGGACUACCCUACCUGGAGCUGCCAAGCCCCCCCAAAAAUAUGAAGUCUCUCCCAAAGUGGAGGUUCAGAGGACAGCGGUUAAGGAGCCAAUGAAAGAACCCAGCCCGCUAGUGUCCAAGCAUGGUCUUCAGCCCAUCACCUCCAUACCUUUGCUGAGCACAGUUCUACACGAGGGGAGCCAGGCGGUGACCACAAAGAAGGACAAUGACAGUGGGUCAAGGAGCUCCGAGAGUAUCAUUGUGUCUCGAGCAGUAAAUGCCAAUCACCUGUCCCCGCAGGCGCUGAAGUGGAGGGAGUAUAGGCGCCGGAACCCCCUGGGCCUAGAUCGCGUGCAUGGCUUGGCCGGGCUCUCUGGGAGUCUGGAAAGAAGGCAGGAGAACAAGAUAACUCGUAGGGGCCAUUUCUUCGACUUCCCCAGCAGUAUCCAUGGCAACAGCCUCCAAUCACGGCUAAAUGGUAAACCGUCUGCCAUCAGCUCCAGCGACUUCUUCCCAGAUUAUUUCUCCAUGGCGGAGCGGCCACCAGCAGAGUUCUGCUUGUCACCAGACGGGGGCGCUGAAUCUCUGUCCAUCGACCUGAUGCAAAAAAGAGCGCUGGUAAAGGCGGUGAAUAUUGCGGUGGAUCUGAUUGUGGCGCACUUUGGCACUAGCCGAGACCCUGGGGUAAAGGCCAAGCUCGGGAACAGCUCAGUGAGCCCUAACAUUGGGCACCUCAUCCUCAAGUACCUGUGCCCUGCGGUCAGGGGCAUCCUCAGCGAUGGGCUAAAGCCCUGGGUAUUGGAUGUGAUCGUCGGUCAGAGACGCAACCUGCCCUGGACGGUGGUGGAAGCCUCGACGCAGCUGGGUCCUUCCACCAAACUCCUGCACAGCCUGUGCUGCAAGGUCAGCCAAUACUCGGAACUGUCCAGCCACAACCUGCGCUUCAACGCCUUCAUCUUCGGCCUCCUCAACAUCCGAUCCGUUGAGUUCUGGUUUAACCACUUAUAUAACCAUGAAGACAUCAUCUUUGCCCACUAUGAGCCAGUUGGCUUCCUGUCCGUGUCCCACGGUGUUUGCCAGACGUUAUUUGAGGAGCUACUGCUACUUCUCCAGCCUCUGUCCCUGCUCCCCUUUGAUUUGGACCUCCUGUUUGAGCACCACCUGGUGCAGAUGGGUCGGGAGCAGCAGAAGAAGAAAGAGAUGCUGAAGGUAAAACAGGACUUACUACAGUCGGUUCACUCAACGUUGCAGCUCAUGAGGAGCCGCGAGGAGGAAGAGCAAGGAAACCAGGAGAAGAAGACCGCAGAAAAGGAAGCCUGUGAUGUUCUGGAGACAGAGAGGCCAACAGGGGAGGGGGCUGCAUCAAUAGAACUGGAGCAGAAGAAGGACCCCAAUGUUGAGGUGAAGAAAGACAAACAAGCCGGGUGGUGGUACCAACUGAUGCAGAGUUCCCAGGUUUAUAUAGAAAGUUCCUCCGACACCGCGAGGUUCACUCGCCAGGAGAGACGAAAGCCGGGCACUCUUGGCACACCCAAAAAAGUUCCACCACCGCGGGAAGGAGUGGUGGAGGGUGCAGAGUCGUGUCCAAGCUUGGAGGUGACGACCGAGGAGAAACCCACCAAGAAAGAGCGAGAUGACAAGCAAAAGGAAGAGAAAAAGUCUUGGAUGGGUAGCCCCCCCGAGUCUGUACUAAAUGAACUGAAAGGGGGAAAGGAGAAGGAGAACUGUGCUCCACAGAGACACUCAGGGGCCGAAGCCCAAGGGGCCACUGCAAAGGAGAACGUUGCCCCAGUGCAGAGCAGUCCGGCCAGGAAAUGGGGGCAUCUUUUUGGAUCCAGGAGAUCACAGGGAGAGGUCAAGCAGGCAAACAGGAUGCCUUCUGGUUGGCUGAGCCUGGAUAAGUCUGUCCUUCAAAUCGUUGCACAGACCGUGAGUGCCGGAAUCUGGGGAGAAACUACUCCGGAGAAAGGCGAAAUGAUAUCAGAAAUGGCGGCCUCACCAGCUUCACCGGGCUCCCAGAAUCCUCGGAAGGAGAAACCUCCACUCCAUCCAACGGAGCCGGGGCACCACGCCCUCAGCUUUGCCUACACGUCCCACUCCGACCAGCUCCGCUGCACCUCGGCUAGUCACAAUGGCCUGAUGCCCUUGAAAUAUGUUUCUCGCCCCGACCCAGUGGACUCGUAACUAGGAGAGAAGUUCCGUGUCAGGCUUCAGCCAUAGAGCGGUGGAGUAACACCAGGCUCCCUUCGUGCCGUGGGUGGAACAGAGCUGCUUAUCCAAUCAGAACAUUCUUUCUUUUCCCCCGAGAGGCAAAAAGAGCCAAUAACCAUCAGACAAGUGUGGGGUAGAUAGCAUUAACGCAGUAUUCUUCUCCCUGAGUCCCAACGUGCACGUGUGCUAGCCGUGGUAUUGACGUGAGCUGUGCAUGCCGAUAACCUAGAGGACAAGACUCCCCCCAACACUCGUAGCGUUAUGGGACACCUAACUUACCCUCCCUGGUUCCUUCGGCCUCCCCUCCCCACCCACCGCUGGGGCAUCUAUGUCUAGCACUUAUAUUCUGAGCAGCUUUUCCCCAACAAUAUAAGGAAUAGUGUAAGGUUUGUUAUCAUCCAACAUGCAACCAUCUGCCACCGUCUAAUGUCCAAUCCCAGGGUCACCGCAAGGACAUGUGAUCAGGAAGGAUGGGGCUUCUUCAGGUAUGAUGAGGUCCUGCACCAGGAAAAACGUGACUUCCUGCCCUUGGCCCUUAAGAGCAUGUGACUCCUUGCACCAUGGAAACGUGACUUCCUGACCAGGUAGAACUUGGUCCUUAAGAGCAUGUGACUCCUUGCACCAUGGAAACAUGUGACUUCCUGCCCAGGUAGAACUUGGUCCUUAAGAGUAUGUGUCUCCUUGCACCAUGGAAACAUGCGAUUUCCUGCUCAAAGAGAACAUGUGACUUCCUGUGCUGGGGAAGCUGGACUUCCAGCGCCAUGAGAGCAUGUGACCAGGAGGGACUUCUUGCAGGCUACUGAGUAGAAAGGGAUUUUGAUUGGGAUUGGCUUGGCUUAUAAACCCGCCAUAUUGGGAAUGGAGCAUGAUCAUUGUGCUCGUAGAACGUUCCUUCCCUGUAUAUGUACAUAGAUGUGUGGGAGUUGCCCUAUUGCACGACAGUACUGCCCCACCUGUAUGUAUGAAUAGAGCAGGGAAGGAACAUCUUAUGCACAAAAUGGCUUAACCCUUUCAUAUCACAUUUGAGGUCAUUAUGAGUUGAGGAGCUACAAGGACAUGGAGGUUGGCUACAGUUGGGUGUGGGUUAUGGACGCGGCUAAUUCUAAGAGGGAUCGUUAGUCGGAACCAGUUGAAUGUGUAUAACUAGUCUGGUUAUUCAACUGUUGGGUUGUGAGGGUAGAAGGUUCUGGUUUGGUGAGAAGAUACGGUUUCUGCCAGUAGGUUUGGAAUCCCAUUGGCUUUGGUGGCCGAGAGCCCCAUGAGAAUGAGAUGAUGGUGUUUGGGCUUGUGGAGCGGGGGGGGGGG